Messenger RNA from Delphinapterus leucas (beluga whale), 339 nucleotides. The record is from RefSeq and is a predicted model, not a curated record. NCBI's taxonomy places the organism in Eukaryota, Metazoa, Chordata, Mammalia, Artiodactyla, Monodontidae.
AUGCCUAAACUCCUACAAAGCACUGUCACUAUUAUCAAUCUUUUCUACCAAUAUGCCACCCAGGAUGGGGAGUGUGACAUGUUGAACAAGGCAGAACUGAAAGAACUUUUGGAAAAUGAGUUUGAUCAAAUUCUGAAGAAUCCAGAUGACCCAGACACUGUAGAUACCAUCAUGCAAAAUCUGGAUUGAGACCAUAACAAGAAGAUCGAAUUUACUGAGUACCCUCUGAUGAUGUUCAAGCUGGCUCAGGCUUGUAAAAAUCGUCGGCAAAGACUACUGCCAAGCUUCAGGGUCAAAGCAAAAAGAUCACAGUCACCAGCACCAAGAGGAACAGAGUGA